GCAUGGCCCUUGGAGGCACUAUAAAAGGAAGCAAGUGGAGUGCAAGACCAGCUGCUUGCUUUCUCUCUCUCAUCUCAGUAAUCUCAACCAAGGAGCAAAAUGGCGGAUACAACCACAGCCGGAGGUAUCAAGGCCAGCUGCAACGAUAGUUGCGGCUGCCCAAAUCCCUGUACCGGUGGGGUCACUUGCAGGUGUACCAACACUACCGAGGCCACGAGCGGGGGCGGGGAUCACAUGACGUGCUCGUGCGGAGAGCACUGUGGCUGCAACCCGUGCACUUGCGCUAAGAGCGUCAUCAGCACCAAGACCGGGAAGGCCUACUGCAAGUGCGGCGAGGGUUGCGCAUGUGUGUCAUGCGCUGCUUAAUUAAGGGGAAAUAGGAAAAAGUUUAAUUAACUUGCACAGCUGAAGUUUCCAUCACCACUGUGAUGCUAUAGUAUCAUGUAAUCAAAAGUAGUCUAAGACUUUCUGGCUCUAUGUAAGGACUAUGGUUUGUCUUCUGUCUUGUAGAAAUAUACAUGUAAGUCAAUAAAACUCUUCAGUGUUACAAGUUAUAACUA
Molecule: messenger RNA, 560 nt
Organism: Prunus mume (Japanese apricot)
Lineage: Eukaryota; Viridiplantae; Streptophyta; Magnoliopsida; Rosales; Rosaceae
Product: metallothionein-like protein 4B
Molecular function (GO): zinc ion binding
Source: RefSeq, a predicted model, not a curated record